Molecule: messenger RNA, 5159 nt
Organism: Daphnia pulicaria
Lineage: Eukaryota; Metazoa; Arthropoda; Branchiopoda; Diplostraca; Daphniidae
Gene: Cadps
Product: calcium-dependent secretion activator-like
Exons: 36
Coding region: 76-4548 (1490 amino acids)
Biological process (GO): dense core granule exocytosis; synaptic vesicle exocytosis
Source: RefSeq, a predicted model, not a curated record
UUUCGUCGACGCAGCAGGUUGUGUACAAAUUCACGCUUUUUUCACUCACGACUGUGAUGACAAUUGUAUACAUUUAUGAUCACUUUUGAGAGCCGAGGGGGAGUCCGCUUACCUGAUCGACCAGCCAAAAUGAUCGACCCCAGCUCUUCCGAAGAGGAAACGGAUGAAGAGGGGGUUGAGGAACCGCAUCACCAUCGCCAUCACUCGCAGCCAUCGCAACGGGCCGCCAAGGGCCAGCAGGACGCUAGCGGUGGCGGCUCGUCGGCAGGAGGAGGUGCCAACAACUCUUUCGGGACGGCUCCUGGGCAACUGGCUGGCGCUGGUGCGGGAGGAAAUCUUGGCGGAGGCAACGGAGCAGGAGCCGGGGCUUCGUCGUCGUCCGGCACAGCUGCAACGUCGUGGGGAGGAGGAGGAGGAGCUUCCGGCAGCUUGGAUGUUCCUCCGCCGUCGGGCAGUUUGCCCAGAUCGGUGUCGCCGGGAUUGGGUCCGGGAACGGACGGCGGUACUUCCAAUUCGACCAGCGCCACCCUGCCGGCCCAUUCGCCCUCGCUCAAUUCGUCCCACCGCAGCGGAUCUCUGCCUAGGCCGUUAUCGCCUUCGCCGUCGUUGACUAGCGACAAGAACGAGCAAGAUUUCCAGGAGCGCGAGGAGGAGGAGAGGAAGCGCCGUCUCCAGCUGUACGUCUUUGUGUCACGUUGCGUCGCCUACCCGUUCAACGCCAAACAACCGACCGACAUGACCAAGAGACAACUGAAAGUCUCCAAGCAACAGCUCGAGUCGCUCCAGCAACGCUUCCAGAGCUUCCUGAAAGGAGAGACGCCCAUUUUGGCCGACGAGGCUUUUCACAACGCCGUUCAGAGUUACACGGAACUUUUCCUGCGCUCCGACCGAGUCCUCCACGCCGUCACCGCUGGCGGCCUCUCGUCGCAAGACUUUCGAGAUGUUUUCCGAUUGAGUGUCGAGCGUCGGGUUCGUUCUCUACCCGACAUCGACGGUCUCUCCAAAGAGACGGUCCUGACGUCCUGGAUGGUUAAAUUCGACGCCAUUUUUAAAGGAGUCGGUGAGGAUGAUUCGAGACGUCCCGGAGGUGGCCCGCGAUCGCAGCAACAACAGCAAGCGCAGAUGAAUCAAACUCUGCACAGCGAAUUGGCCCUGUCCAAAGAGCAACUUUAUGAUCUAUUCCAGCAGAUUCUCGGUGUCAAAAAGUUUGAACAUCAACUCCUAUUCAACGCCUUACAAUUGGAUUCGUCGGACGAACAAGCCGCCGCCAUCCGAAGAGAACUUGACGGUCGACUGCAAAAAGUGGCGGAAAUGGAAAAGAACCGGAAACUGAUGCCGAGAUUCGUCUUGAAAGAGAUGGAGGUGCUCUACAUCGAAGAACUCAAAUCGUCCAUCAAUCUUCUGAUGGCCAAUUUAGAAUCGUUGCCAGUCAGCAAAGGAUCGGCCGACUCGCGCUACGGUCUGCAACGCUUCAAGCGCUACAAUGUCAGCGGGAAACGGAGGAGCUCGUUGCUCAGAUCUCAAGGAUCGCUCUCCAGAUUGGAUCAAGACGGCCCCGAUGGCGAAUCCACCUUAUCCAAAAUGGAUAUCGUCCUGUCUUUCACACUCGAGGUCAUCAUCAUGGAAGUGAAGGGACUGAAAUCGCUGGCACCCAAUCGCAUCGUUUACUGCACCAUGGAAGUGGAAGGUGGCGAGAAACUGCAGACAGACCAAGCGGAAGCAUCGAAACCCAUGUGGGACACUCAGGGCGACUUCACCACCACUCACCCGCUGCCUCAAGUCAAGAUGAAACUCUUCGCCGAAGCCGAAGGUAUGUUUGCUCUCGAGGACAAGGAGCUGGGAAGAAUUGUCCUCAGACCUACUCCGCUGGCUUCCAAGUUUCCCGAGUGGCACAAAAUGGAAGUUCCCAAAAACGCGACCGACAAGGACUUGCGUAUCAAAAUCGCCUGCCGCAUGGACAAGCCGCUCAAUAUGAAACACUGCGGGUACUUGUACGCCUGGGGCAAAGGCGUCUGGAAAAAGUGGAAGAAACGCUACUACGUCCUCGUUCAAGUUUCGCAGUACACCUUCGCCAUGUGCAGCUACAAGGAGAAGAAGACGGAGCCGUCUGAAAUGUUCCAGCUGGACGGCUACACGGUGGACUACAUCGAAGCCGCCAGCGCCAAUCUCAUGGUGGGAAUGGCAUCAGAUUUGGACGGCGGUCGAUUCUUCUUCAACGCCGUCAAGGAGGGCGACAGUGUUGUUUUCGCUGCCGACGACGAAGCCGAGUCGCAUCUCUGGGUGAUGGCCCUCUACCGGGCCACUGGGCAGUCUCACAAGCCUGCGCCGCCUCUGACGCCGUCCGGCAAGAGUUCCACCAUCGCUAAAAUCCAAGGAGACACGGAUCGGGCUCGAAAACACGGAAUGGAGGAAUACAUCUCGGCCGAUCCGGUCAAAUUUGAUCAUUCACUCCUCUUCAAGUUGGUUCAGACGCUGACGCUGGACUUUCGGUUGAACGAUCCCUUCGCUUCUUUGGGAUGGUUCUCCCCCGGUCAGAUCUUCGUUCUCGACGAGUACUGCGCCCGGUACGGAGUCCGCGGAUGCUACCGCCACUUGUACUACCUGGCCGAUUUGCUCUACCGGGCCGAACGUGGAAUGAUGAUUGAUCCUACGCUGAUUCAUUAUUCUUUCGCCUUCUGCGCCUCACACGUUCACGGAAAUCGCCACUCGGAUGGGGAUGUACUUGCCCCUGCCAGACCCGACGGUGUAGGCACAGUCACUCACGAGGAGAGGGACAAGUUUCAAGAGAUCAAAGAACGGCUUCGCAUUCGCCUUGAAUAUCAAAUCACCAAUUUCAGAUCGUGUUUCCCUUUCGGUCGCCCUGAAGGCGCAUUGAAAGCCACUUUAUCUCUUAUGGAGCGAGUUUUAAUGAAGGACAUCAUGACUCCCGUUCCGGCCGAAGAGGUCCGCGCCGUCAUCAAGAAAUGUCUGGAAAAUGCAGCGCUUAUCAACUACAACAAAUUGGCUAGCGAAGCCAAAGUAGAAGGAGCCGAAACUACUAUUCAAGAUGAUUUGAGCGGUGAACAACCCGGCGUUCCUCCAAUGAAGAAACUGGAGGAUCUCAUUCAUUUGGCUGAACUGUGCGUUGAUCUUCUUCAACAGAAUGAAGAACACUACGCUGAGGCUUUCAAAGGGGAUCAAGCUUUUGCCUGGUUCAGCGACCUGCUGGUGGAGCACGCCGAGAUAUUUUGGUCAUUUUUCGCCGUUGACAUGGAUGCCGUUCUGGCCGAACAGCUACCCGACACCUGGGAUUCGUUUCCGUUGUUCCAGAUCCUCAACGACUACCUCAGAAUGGAUGAUAAUCUGAAGAAUGGCCGGUUUCACCAGCACUUGCGCGAUACGUUCGCCCCGCAAGUCGUUCGAUAUGUUGACUUGAUGGAAUCCAGCAUAGCCCAGUCGAUUCACAAAGGAUUUGAGAAAGAGAAGUGGGAGAUCAAAGGAAAUGGCUGUUCCACAUCAGAGGAUCUUUUUUGGAAAUUGGACGCUCUUCAGUCAUUCAUUCACGAUUUGCAUUGGCCAGAUGCCGAGUUUGCCCGCCACUUGGAACAGCGAUUGAAACUCAUGGCCUGUGACAUGAUCGAAUCCUGCAUUCAGAGAACGGAAAACGCUUUCCAGCAGUGGUUGAAGAAGGGAGUCACAUUCAAUUCGACGGAUUACGUGCUGCCGGCCGAACUCUGCGCCAUGGUCAACGUAGUACUCGAUGCCAAGCAACAGUCUUUCAAACUCUGCGCCGUUGACGGAGUUGAUGUGCAUCAAUAUCACACUAAAAUUGACGAGCUCAUUGAGAGAACUUCAUCCACCAUGUCUCAAGGCGUUGUCAGUCGACUGUUAUCAGUUCUCGAGUCGGUGAUCAGCAAGUUGGCCCGCUACGAUGAAGGAUCUAUCCUCGGGUCAAUCCUAUCAUUUACGUACAAGCAGAAUGUUUCGGGAUCGGGCCGAGAUCUUGGCCAGUCGUACGUCAACUUCACUCGUAACUCCAUGGACCAAAUCCGCAGCAAAGUCAAUGACGAACUUUGGAUUCUCAACUUAUUUGACGCGUGGUACGCGGCCCAGAUUCAAAUGCUGGGCACCUGGCUAGCAGACCGGAUGAAUCAUUCUCUUCACCCUUAUCAAUGCACUUGCUUAGCUCACAUUGUCAAGAAAUUGUACACGGAUUUUGAACUGCAAGGCGUCAUAGAAGAAAAUCUGAAUUCGAGACUAUAUCAGACGGUGUCGACGAGAAUGCAAACCGAAGAGGCUACCUGCGCUCUCACCAUGGGCAUGAGUACUUACAAUGAAAUGGGAGGUGAUGAAGAAGCAGAGUCUCGACCUAAAGUGAAGAUUAGUGAAACUUCGCAAAGCAGUACGGGAAGCGCUGGGAUGGGAUCGACGUCAUCUUUGGAUCCUGCAACCUACGUCAAUAAGAUUAGUAACGUGACCAAUCAAGUGGUCGGUCGGAUGGGCAAUGUUUUUGGUAAAGGAUUGGGAGGUUUGGGUGGCAAACUCGGAGGGCCAUCCUCUUGGUUCUAAAAAAUUAUUUCAGUUAACAAGAUUUAAAAAAAUAUGAAAGGAAAUGGAAGGCCAGUGCCAUUGAGCUGCAUCUUACUAUCCUAGUUGAUCUCUAUUCAUUCUGAUUCCCCCACUACCCUUCUACUCACCUGUCAACACCUUUCACUCAUACACAGUAUAGUUGGCCAUCUGAAUGAUCAAACAAGAUGUAUUAUUUGAAGCAGAAAUGCCAGAGUAACUAGCCUGUUUUACAUUAAAGAGAGACUACGCCAGUCUUUCAGUUGUCGUGUGGCUAGUCAUGCAGAAUCAGCAUUUUGGUGCGUGUGUGGUUUUCCUGCGUACAUUUCUCGUGGAUAUACAUAAGCUGUACAUAGAUCUAGACUUACAAAGUUCGCUCUUUUAUUGCGCCUCUUUUGUCGUUUGUUUUCAAUUUUUCUGGCUCUUCUCUUUUUUCCUUUUCAUGACCUGCGCUUCUCUUUCUUAAAACAAAAAAGGUAAAAUAAAAACUCUUUCGACGUCUUAUUCCCGUGUGUUCAACAGCUCGUUGUCAAUUCCCCCCUCUCUCGUUAUCCAGCACUUCUGUGGUAGUGGCCUCAAAUUCUUGUUAAUUAAAAUACAAUUAUUCCAAUUGA